Messenger RNA from Linum tenue, 1590 nucleotides. The record is from the annotation of a GenBank genome assembly. NCBI's taxonomy places the organism in Eukaryota, Viridiplantae, Streptophyta, Magnoliopsida, Malpighiales, Linaceae.
AUGGAGAAUAAUGGACAUUUUUAUCAGUGCAGAGAGAGACUUGACCGAACAUUGGCUUCUCCUGCUUUGACAGAUUUUGCUAAACUUAAAAUCAUUAUAAGCAAACAGCUUGAAGGAUCUGACGAGAAAGUGAUAGAGAAAAGGGCUAUUGAGGCGUCCAAUUUUCUGGAUAUGCUUAGGGGUGCUGGUGUAAGUGGAAAUGGGGAUUCACAAAGAACCAAAGCAGCUGUUGGGGAAUGGAAUUUGAAAGAAAGUAAUGAAGAGUUUCGUGUCAUGUAUCGUGAAGGGCCCCAGGGUACACCUAUGCAUACACUGUUUGUUGAAGGUUUUGUUGAUGGACCUACCGAUACAUGUUUAUGUCUGGGUUGGGAGUCAACUCUGUACCACAAAUGGUGGCCGCAACUUAGUUUCCCCAAUUUCAAGAUUGCUAUGUCCAAAAGCUUACAGAAAGUUCGAUUUGGAGAGCAGAUUUCUCUACUGAGGAUGAAAAUUGCAUGGCCACUGUCAGCAAGGGAGUCUGUUCUGCAUUAUUUUAUGUUUGAGUAUCUCGAAGAGGGCUUGAUUGUUGUUCUUCUGAACUCGAUUGCAGACUCAGAUUCCAUUGAUGUAACAACUCAUGGUUAUACUAGAGAUGGAAUACCCGAACCAGAGGAUGUAGUAAGAAUGGACUUCGUGGGAGGAUUCGCAGUGCAAAGAGUGAACUCCAAUAGAAGUUAUGUGUGCCUAAUAGGAAAUAUUGAUUUCAAGUUGGACUUUAUGCCUCCAUCCCUUAAAACUUUGUGGCAAAUACAGGCCGUAAUUUCUACAUCAAAGCAUGAUAAAGAUUAUGUCAAUGCAUUGAAGGAUCCUUUGUAUGCUCGAUUGCGUGAUAUAUUCCGUGAGCAUAGUGAAGAACCACAUGAUAUUGUGAUAGCGAGAGAAGAACUCAACAAUAAUCAAUCAAUAGUUGAGGCAACCAAAGUUGCAGCCAAAAGCUUGAUAGGUGUUGAGAAGAAUGGUGAGGGGAACCCCAUGACUGAAUCCUUUGUAGAUGCUUUGGACAAUCUGGACGAAAAAAAUUCAGGAUAUUUUGAUGGGGAAAAGAUACUAGUGUUGACUAAUGGAAAAACUACUAACAUGUCACUGGAAGCCUGUGAAAUAGAGCAUGAGGCUGUAAAUAGAGCCUUUAGCAAGAUAGGAAAAGCUAAUUUUGAAGACGAAGAUUGUACGAGAAAGAAUGAAGAUACUUCUGAACCAAGAUAUCUUGUCCAGUAUGCAAUUGUCCUAGUAUGUCCUGACCUAAAUCAAGCAAUAGGGUCACUAGAGAAAGGUAUUUCCAUGGUUAAGAGGUAUGGAGCCAGUGUGAUGACUAGGUCAAUAUCACGUUCGGAUAACCGAAGUCGUUCAUCAAAUGAGGAGGUGAUAGGUGAAGUAUCCCCAUCGGUGGAGAAGACUUCAAAGUUGGAAACUUUUAACCGAAAGCACAGUACCCCCCUAAAAGAUGGAAUAGGUCCUUCACAUGGUGAGGUCAACGUCCUUGAAGUAUCCGACAAGUUGGCGGAGAAGGCUCUUGAUGGGCCCAAGACCUUUGGCAGCUACAUAAAUAGGUAA